Ochotona curzoniae (black-lipped pika) is the source of this 2935-nucleotide messenger RNA. It is a transcript of the gene BTF3L4, whose product is annotated as basic transcription factor 3 like 4. The record is from RefSeq and is a predicted model, not a curated record. NCBI's taxonomy places the organism in Eukaryota, Metazoa, Chordata, Mammalia, Lagomorpha, Ochotonidae. The coding region runs from base 836 to 1312 and encodes 158 amino acids. The transcript has 6 exons.
AAGGGGACGCCCCCUGAGCUGGUCGUUGGAGUUCACUAGUCACGACCACAGUGCUGUGUGCCCGGAGCAGCAUAGCGAGCCUGUCUGGUCAUCGCACUUGGUCCUCCUGACUGCACAUAGAGAGGACUCAAGCUGGCAUCUCUAGCCUGGCAGCUCUGGGCACCGGAUUUCCUCUGCAGCGCCCGUCACCUGGCCGUGGCAGUGUUUGUUUACAAGUCUGCCUCCUCGGUUGAAACAUUGCCAGUCGUGAUUAUCUCCCGGUCCCUGGACCCACCGCGCACAGGGUUCACAGCUGGUGAAUGGCAGUUUCUACUUCCGUUCCCACGUUCUUUGACUGUAGCCGGCCCCUCGGAACUGGUAACAAUAGUUGCCAAUUCCUGAGCUGUCUCGCGAGCCAUACCCUGUACUUGAGCUGUGACCCUUUUAGCCCUCAAAAUCAGCUGGGAAGUAGCUGGUAUUAGUACCUUCUCUAAUGCAGAAGAACAUAAGUUCAGAAAAGCUAAACAACAACAAAAAAACCCUGUAUCUUAGGCUUUCCAAUUGCAGAACCCGUGCAUAUAUUCUUGAAGAAACCUCGCAUAAUAAAAUUUGGGACUAAAGGUUGAAAUGAUUCUUAUCUCUGUGCAAACAACGAUGUAUGUGUGAAAGUGCCUUUCACUAUGCUUGAGCACUUCGGCACCCAGUAAAUACUGAUUAACCUCAUUAUUUACCUCCUUUGAGUCCUUGAAGAAAGUCCUUCUGGAAAAUCCAUUGCCUUAAAGGAAGUCACCUGCCCCUGUGGAGCCCCAGGGAACGUACCUCUUCCAGGCUCAUUUCACUGAGAUUUACCAACAGCAUGAAUCAAGAAAAGUUAGCCAAACUUCAGGCUCAGGUCCGGAUAGGGGGCAAGGGUACAGCUCGUAGGAAGAAGAAGGUAGUACACAGAACAGCUACAGCUGAUGACAAAAAGCUUCAGAGUUCUCUCAAAAAACUGGCUGUGAAUAAUAUAGCUGGUAUUGAAGAGGUGAACAUGAUAAAAGAUGAUGGGACCGUUAUUCAUUUCAACAAUCCCAAAGUCCAAGCUUCCCUCUCAGCUAACACCUUUGCAAUUACUGGUCAUGCAGAAGCCAAGCCAAUCACAGAAAUGCUUCCUGGAAUAUUAAGUCAGCUUGGUGCCGACAGCCUAACAAGCCUUAGGAAAUUAGCUGAACAGUUCCCACGGCAAGUGUUGGAUAGCAAAACACCAAAAGCAGAAGACAUUGAUGAGGAAGAUGAUGAUGUUCCAGAUCUUGUAGAAAAUUUUGAUGAAGCAUCUAAGAAUGAAGCUAACUGAAUUAAUUUUUGGAGUUUGGAAGCUAGCAUGGACUAGAUUUAACAAAUCGCUAUGUGGUUCCAAAGUUUUACCAACAGAGAAGAUCACUUGUUACUAGUUCAGUAAUAUAAAUAUUUUGUAUAUGAAUAAUGCUGUUUGUUCAGCAUUGUUUGGUCAUUUGAUUUUGCAUUUUGCACUCCCAGGAUCUAUUAUUUUGGUCAAAAUAUGAAGUACUGGUACAGUUUGAGGGUAUUUUGGGUUUUGACUUGUGGGGAUUUUUUGCCCUUUUCCCCCAUUCCCCAGUUUAUUUUUUUGGUGGUGUUGGGGUAUUUUUGGUUAUAUAUGUGAAUGUAUGUGUGUGGGUAUGUUUGUAUUCAUUGGAGACCAAAUUGGAAAACAGUUCUGUUUAUUCACCUUCUUCCCGCAGUAGAAAUAAAACAAAUCUUUGCAUUCGUUCCCCAAUUUUUUCCCCCUAAUCACAGAAUUAAUGAAAAGUACCUUGAAUUUAAAAUCUGAAGAGAUGUGGGAGCUUUGUUUUUAACUUGUUUGGUUAACUGUCAUCUUUUAUUCUUUGGGUUUAAAAUGUCUGGAGAUUUUUUUGCCACCAGCUUCAUGUUAGGGUAACUAGUAGCAUAUUUUUGGUAUGAUUGGCUUAGAUAUACUUACCUAGUCAGAAAAAGUUCAUUCACUAGCUUUCUUCCUAAACAUCUUUUCCCUCUCCUUUAAUCAUUAAGUGGCUUAGUAAGCCUUUUUUGCAGUGCUGUUCCUAUCCUUGAUCUAGCUUGAGAGGGUGUUCUCCACGUAAUGUGGAGUACCUAAUGACUUUAUGGUAAGAUUUUGUUCCCUCAGCUUGAGAAACAACAGCUCCAUCUUGAACUUGUAUUUCCCCCCUGAUUUUACAGUUUGGUAGUUUUCAAACUGGAAUCUGUAGCAUGUGCUUCCUACGUAAUUUCAUACCAGCCUUAUUAUCCUAGCUGUUUUUAACAGCAGGUGUAAAAAUGCCUCUUUUCAGUAAAGUUGGGGUUGGGGAUGUCCUUGAAAUCAGGAGAAAAUAGGCCAUAGACUCAUUCCUCCCCCCACACACACCACAUGGGCAUUCUUAAGAAAUGGUACUGGCCCCAGGAGGAAUUCUUGAGUCACCCUCCUGCUUGUGGCCUUGAACCUACCUCUGAGUUGGAUCUUGGUAUUGUAGCUGCUCCUGACACCCUCCUGCAUGCUCUGAAUAAUGCUUUGGGGGGAGCACUGAUGAAACAUGGUAUUUAUUUUUCACCUCCUUUCAGAAGACUUGGGGGUAAGUUGCAUUCAUUCACUCCAAGUUUCCCUCUGGCUGUCUGAUAAAAGCUUGCAUUUUACUCUUUCAGCAUUUGUUAGAGCUAAUAUUUAAGGAUAAGAUUUAGAAAAUCUGUUAUUUCCUGGCCCACCAUCCAACUACAGCUUAACCUUACAGCAUAUUAACCUUUGUUUCAAGGUAGAUAUUUUUAUGUGAUACCUAAAGUGCAAGACCAGUAACAUGUUGUAGAUAUUAACACAGAUGCUUGUUUCUUCAUCUGAACACCUCAGUUUAUCUUAUAAAGUUGUUAUUUUUCCUGUUGUGUUUUAUACAAUAUAUGGACCUGACAAAAUAAAAUAAUAGUAAUAAAAUCA